Molecule: messenger RNA, 900 nt
Organism: Fraxinus pennsylvanica
Lineage: Eukaryota; Viridiplantae; Streptophyta; Magnoliopsida; Lamiales; Oleaceae
Source: the annotation of a GenBank genome assembly
AUGUGGAGGACUUCUUUUAAUUUGUUCAAACAUGGCAUGGUGCCAGCAGUUCGCGCGAAGAUGGGUGGUUUUCGCUUUAUUAGAUCCACUAGGUUGAUGGGUCCGUCAUUAUGUUUCUAUAGUUCCACCGUGGGCGGCGGUGGAAGUGAGAAUGGUGUUGAUUGUAAUGGAAAUGGAAAUACGAUGACGUAUGCUGAAGCAAAGAGGCUGAUGAGGCUGGUGAAUGUGGAGGCAUUGAAGGAGAAGCUAGGGAUGGAUAAUAAGGAAAUGAUUUUAUACUCUGAGCUUUUACUGGCCUGUGAGAGCUAUGGUGUAGCCAAGUCGGCCGAUGAGGCCGCCGCCUUCGCUCGAGUUCUUGAUGAGGCCGGCGUCAUUUUACUGUUCCGCGACAAAGUCUACCUGCACCCCGAUAAGGUGGUUGACCUUGUUAGAAAGGCAGUGCCUCUUGCUCUUUUACCUGAAGAUGACCCGAGUAAGUAUGAGCUGAAGAAGUUGCAAGAGAAGAAAGAAGAGAUCGAUGUUCUAGCUCAUAAGCAGGUACGCCGUAUUUUGUGGACUGGGCUGGGGCUUGCUGUGUUGCAAGUUGGGCUCUUCUUUCGUCUAACUUUCUGGGAAUUUUCUUGGGAUGUUAUGGAGCCAAUUGCAUUUUUCGCAACCGCAACUGGGAUAGUCAUAGGCUAUGCUUACUUCCUAAUCACUUCAAGGGACCCGACUUACCAAGACCUGCUGAAGAGGCUCUUUCUUUCAAGGCAAAGGACGCUAAUUAAGAAGCAUAAUUUUGAUGUUCACAAGUUUGUGGAAUUACAGAAGAAAUGCAAAUUACCUGCGCGCACAUGUGUCUCUCUCAAAAAGCAGAUGGGGAUAGUAGAAGAACCAGAGGAUCUUUUACCUGGCCAUUGA